This is a messenger RNA of Alligator mississippiensis (American alligator), 2164 nucleotides long. RefSeq names its product protoporphyrinogen oxidase (gene PPOX). The transcript has 12 exons. Gene Ontology annotation, biological process: heme biosynthetic process. Gene Ontology annotation, molecular function: protoporphyrinogen oxidase activity, oxygen as acceptor. The record is from RefSeq and is a predicted model, not a curated record. Gene Ontology annotation, cellular component: mitochondrial inner membrane. The coding region runs from base 33 to 1463 and encodes 476 amino acids. Lineage: Eukaryota; Metazoa; Chordata; Crocodylia; Alligatoridae.
GCGGCCCAGCGCCCGUGGCGGUGGCGGCGGCGAUGGCGCGGACCGUGGCGGUUCUCGGCGGCGGCAUCAGCGGCCUCAGCGCCUGCUACCACCUGGCGCGCGCCGCCCGCGCCCCCCGGGUGGUGCUGCUGGAGCGCGGCGGCCGCGUCGGGGGCUGGAUCCGCUCCACGCGCGCCCGGGACGGCGCCGUCUUCGAGCACGGGCCCCGCGGCCUCCGCCCCGCCGGACCCCGGGGCGCCAGCGCGCUGCGCCUGGUCUCGGAGCUGGGGCUCGACGCCGACGUCCUGGCGGUGCCCGGAGACCAUACGGCCUCGCGCCACCGCUUCCUCUUCGUGCGCGGGGCCCUGCACCCCCUGCCCGCCAGCCUCGGGGGGCUUGUACGCACCGUGCCACCCUUCAGCCGCCCGCUGCUCUGGAGCCUGCUGCGGGACCUGGUGGUGCCGCGGGGCCGCGGGCCGGACGAGAGCGUGCACGCCUUCGCCAGCCGCCGCUUCAGCGCGGAGCUGGCCGACGUGGCCAUAGACAGCCUGUGCCGCGGGGUGUUUGCUGGGGACUGCCGGGCGCUGAGCCUGCGCUCCUGCUUCCCGGCGCUGUUUGAGGCUGAGCAGAGGCACCGCUCCGUCCUCCUGGGCAUGGCCUUGGGGGCAGGGAAGGGCCCAGCCCUGGAUUCAGCUUUGAUCCGCAGGGCCCGCGCCGAGCGCUGGAGCCAGUGGUCGCUGCGCGGCGGCAUGGAGACGCUGCCCGAGGCCCUGUUGGACUUCAUGCGUAGCCGUGACGUGGAGCUGCACUGCCACGCGGCCCCGAAGCGCCUGCAGCUGACGGCCGACCAGCGCUGGCAGAUCAUCCUGGAGGACGGCAGCAUCGUGGCGGACCACGUGAUCAGUGCCAUCCCGGCUGGAGCUCUGGCCGACCUGCUCCCAGAUGAGGCCGAGCCACUGGCUCAGGCGCUGCGCGGCAUCCAGGCAGUGUCAGUGGGGGUGGUGAACCUGCAGUAUGAUGAUGCCACGCUGCCCGUCACGGGGUUCGGGCACCUGGUGCCCUCCUUUGAGAACAGCUCCCUGCUGGGCAUUGUCUAUGACUCGGUGGCCUUUCCAGAGCAGAACGGUGCCAAGGGCAAUUCCAUCCGGCUCACGGUGAUGCUAGGAGGCGCGUGGUUCACCCAGAGCUUCGGGGACCCAGAGACCGUGCUGCCAGCCACGCUGCUGCACCAGGCCCAGGAGGCAGUAAGGACGCAGCUGGGCGUGUUGACUACACCUUCCCACUCCAUCGUCAUGGUGCACAAGGCCUGCCUCCCCCAGUACACACUUGGCCACUGCCAGAGGAUAGAAACCAUCACCCAGUACCUACAGCAGGAGGGGCUGCCACUGAGCCUGGUCGGGGCCUCCUACGAGGGUGUCUCCGUGAUCGACUGCCUCUACAGUGCCAAGAUGGCUGUGGCCAGGCUCCUAGGCCAGGCCUGCUGAUUGGCAUGUGCUGCCUCAGGCCCUGGAGGCAGGCUCCUGCAUGCCAGUCUCUGCAGGGGGUGGGGCACACAAGCACACACCCAUGUUGGGCAGACAGUCUGUGAGGGAUUUGUGGCUCUGCUGCCUCAGGGCUGGUAGCAGCAGCACCUAGGCUCAGAGGAGCAGAGGGCAGGUCCAGGCAGCCCUGCAAGCAGUGAGGGCAGAGUGCCAGGAGCACAAAGGCCUACAGCCCCUUCUCCUUCCCCACUGUACUGGAAGUGAGCAGGCCCCAGAGCCUUGGCUCUCCCCCUCUCAGGACAAACAGCCCCUCAUUGCUGUUGCACCACUCCUGGGCCUCCCUGCUGCAUAAGUCCUGUGCUGGUUUGAGCCUGGUUCCUGCUGCUCAAGUAACUGAACCAGCCACAGACUGCUGCCACAUAGUGAGCAACUGCCCCUGCCAAGGGAGCACAGGGCCAGGCCGCGAGCAGCUGAGGCUCCAGGUCUGCACCUCGCUCCUGCAGGACGAGCCCCCAUUCCCUGGGGUGAACAGCCCACUGCCCCUUCCCCUCCAUGGUGAGCCAUUGGUUGUGCCCCUCCCUACAAGUGGCCCAGGGUUGCAGAGCAGGGGCAGGCUGCUGCAAGACAAAGUUUUUAUUGAAAAACCCUAACAAACCCCCAGUGCUGCUGCAGCCGAUUGUUCAUAAAUAAAAUAAAUAGUCGCA